This is a messenger RNA of Symbiodinium sp. CCMP2592, 690 nucleotides long. NCBI's taxonomy places the organism in Eukaryota, Dinophyceae, Suessiales, Symbiodiniaceae. The record is from the annotation of a GenBank genome assembly.
AUGGCAUUCGUGAAUGCCGCCACGGUGCGGCCACCCUCGAGCUACUCGGGCUAUGCCUCUCCAGGCUUUGCAGGCGCCGGCUUCUCCUCUCCUGGAUUUGUCGGAUCUCCUCCCAGGCUUGGCCAAGUUCGACCCGAGGGUCGGCGAAGCCGAACCAGCCUGAGCCCUGUAAUGCCCCAGGCCCCUCUUGGACCCUCCUACAGUGCCACGAGCCUGGUGUCCUCGGAAAGUGGGCCCAGUGCCCGAGCACCGCCUCGCAGCACAGGGUCGGUGCUGGGGCAAGGCCAGGUGUUGCAGGCUCCUCCCUCGGUUCAACCGGUGAUCGCCUUGCAAGGGCCCCUGCAAGCGGAGCAGAACUUGGUUUGGCCACCGGAUCCGACUGGACGAUCGGUGCCGCAGCCAGUACCGCUGUUUGGAAGGACUUUGAGAUCCUCACCGGGCUCUACCACAUCCCUGCAAGGUGCAGCUCAGAAUACCCUGGUGAUGCCUGCACCUGUGGCCAAGCCUAUGUGGGUCAUCGAGGAGGUAAUCGACUUCGAUGUCGAGGAGAAGGAGGAAGAUCCUGAUCUUGAUGAUUUCGGACGUGUUUGCCAGUCACGAUUCUUCCCGGCUUCGCUCUUGGAAGGCUGCAUGCUGUGGAACUGCAGCGAGGAUGAGGAGAUCCGCAGACAACGACUAUCCGAACAGUGA